Messenger RNA from Dichotomopilus funicola, 1767 nucleotides. Its product is annotated as beta-lactamase/transpeptidase-like protein. Lineage: Eukaryota; Fungi; Ascomycota; Sordariomycetes; Sordariales; Chaetomiaceae. Bases 1 to 1767 code for a protein of 588 amino acids. The transcript has 4 exons. The record is from RefSeq and is a predicted model, not a curated record.
AUGGGUCCCAUCAUCCGCCUGUUUCUCCUCGCUACCAUUUGUAAACUCACCCUUGGCCAGAAUUGCCCUAUCUCAGGUCCAUCUUACCCUGAAGUUCGCGACCCCGCAUUGGCCCCGGCAUUCGAAGCGGCCAAAGUUGCCAUCCAAGGACGGAUCGCUGAUGGUAUUGCAAGCGGCACCUUGAACGAUGCGACAGCAUUCUCCAUCCAAGUAUUCUCGCGGCAUUCGAAUCGAACAUUGUUCGAACAGUACCAUGGCCCCCAAAUAGGCUCGGAAACCUUGUACCGCAUUGCUAGUGUCUCUAAGCUCGUCAGCGUUUACACAACGCUUGUUGAGCUGGGGGAUAAGUAUUGGGACAAGCCAAUCACCGAGUAUGUCCCAGAGCUCGCCGAGGAAAAAUUGCAAGAUCCAAUUCACGAUGUCGACUGGUCUGAGGUCACUCUUGGUUCACUUGCGAGUCAUAUGAGCGGCAUUCCCAGAGAUUACUCUUUGGGCGACGCUUCGACGGCCACCCCGGAGAUCCCAGGUAUCCCAACUUUGAAUGAUACAGAACGCCUCCGUUGCGGAAAUGUUGGCGUCCCGCCAUGCACCCGAGAGGAGACUUUUGACUUGAUUUCCAAGACUUUCCCCACAUCACACACCUUCCAUACCCCGGCCUACUCGAAUCUGGCUUUCCAGUUACUCAGUUAUGCUGUCGAGGAGAUUGCCCAACAAAAGUUCCCUGAUCUCGUUGCGGAACGCCUGAUCAAUCCUUUAAACCUAACUCGGACCUUUGUCACCUUACCGGCGGACGAUACUGAUGCCGUCAAGCUUGACGAAUGGAACUGGGACCUUGGUGAGGAAGCGCCAGCAGGCGGGUAUUACUCCAGCGCAAGCGAUCUUACCAAACUCGGCCGCGCCAUCCUCUCCUCCACCCUCCUCCUUCCCGUAACUACGCGCCGCUGGCUUCAACCCAUCUCCCAUACGGCCAGCCGCACCUGGUCGGUUGGCCGGCCCUGGGAAAUCUGGCGUCUCGACGUUCCCGUGUCCACGAAACCGCCGGUUGACCCGACGAACGGGGACGGGGACGGGGACGCGCCGACGAGACUCGUUGAUAUCUUCACAAAGCAGGGCUCAACUGGCGGGUACAUAUCUGUGCUCGCGCUCUCUCCUGAUCACGGCGUGGGGUAUUCCUUGCUCACCGGCGGCCCGGGAUCAUCCGAGUCGUUUGCGUUUCUGAAGAAAGCGCUAAAUGAGGUGUGGUGGGCUGCUGCGGAAGAGGCUGGGCGGGAAAACGUGAGCCGAAUGUUCGCAGGAAACUACACGCUUGCGCUGAAGUCAAUUGGAGAAGGUGGUGGUGAGACUGUUGCCGAGUUCAAAAUCGAUGAAGGUGAACCCGGACUUUUCCUUGAGCGACUGGUCAGUGAUGGCCACGAUGUGCUGGCAUCAUUGAAACCAGCCUACGGAAUACCAGAUGAAACGGACAAGAACCUCGGCAUGUGGUUUUAUCCCACAGGGCUCGCUUACGAUGGCAAAGUGGCGUUCCGCGGCGUGGUUGGGCUUAGGGGCGUGUCUGCCAACGAUGAUGACUGCAUCUCCUGGGUGGCACUGGAUUUGACAAAAUACGGUGGGCGGCCGGCAGAUUUGGUCAUUUUUGAACUGGCUGACGAUGGGGAGGCCCUAGCGGUCGAGGUGCCGCUUUUAAAGAAAUCUUUAAAGAAGGAUUCUCGGGGAAUGGAAGAGGGUGGUGAGGAGAGUACAAUCGGGGCACAGAGGCCACUGCGAUAA